UCCUUUAUUCUGCCUUUUCCGGUCGUGAAACGAAAUCAGGAGUCAACAUGAAGAUCCUGAACUCUAACCAGUGUGUCGUUAUUCCUGAUGGACUUACAGGGAAGGUACGAUCCCGUAAGGUGACUAUCACUGGACCAAGAGGGACCCUCGUAAGAGAAUUCCGCCAUCUGGCUGUGGAUAUCAGUAUGCCCAAGUCAAAUACAAUUCAAGUAGAGAAGUGGUUUGGCAAAAGGAAAGAGUUGGCUGCUGUGAGAACUGUAUGCAGUCAUAUUGAAAACAUGAUAAAAGGGGUAACAAAGGGCUAUUUGUACAAAAUGAGAUCAGUAUAUGCCCAUUUCCCCAUCAAUGUUGUCUUACUUGACAAUGGAACAGCUGUAGAAAUCAGAAACUUUCUUGGUGAAAAGUUCAACCGAAAAGUGAGCAUGUUGAGCGGUGUAACCAUCAAGGCCUCAUCCCAGAAAGAUGAAUUUUUACUGGAAGGCAAUGAUAUUGAAUUAGUUUCCCGAUCAGCUGCUUUGAUCCAGCAAUCUACAACUGUGAAGGACAAGGAUAUCAGAAAAUUCUUGGAUGGAAUCUAUGUGUCAGAGAAGACCACAGUACAGUAAAAAACUAUUAUUAAAAUCUUGUGAGGAACCAA
Mytilus californianus (California mussel) is the source of this 637-nucleotide messenger RNA. RefSeq names its product 60S ribosomal protein L9-like. Gene Ontology annotation, molecular function: rRNA binding; structural constituent of ribosome. The transcript has 5 exons. Gene Ontology annotation, biological process: cytoplasmic translation. Bases 48 to 605 code for a protein of 185 amino acids. Lineage: Eukaryota; Metazoa; Mollusca; Bivalvia; Mytilida; Mytilidae. The record is from RefSeq and is a predicted model, not a curated record. Gene Ontology annotation, cellular component: ribosome; cytosolic large ribosomal subunit.